AUAGGAGAUCCAAGAAAGAAAAACAAAGACAGGACCGGAGCUAAGGUUGAUCAUGUCUCACAUAGCUGUCGAGAGGAACAGGAGAAGACAGAUGAACGAGCACCUCAAAGUUUUAAGGUCUUUGACCCCUUGUUUCUAUAUCAAAAGGGGAGAUCAAGCAUCAAUAAUCGGGGGAGUAAUAGAGUUCAUAAAAGAGCUACACCAAGUUCUGGAAGUUCUGGAAUCGAAGAAAAGAAGAAGAAAGAGUGUAAGCCCUAGCCCAUUAUCACCAUCAUCAGCAAGCAGCUUGAAGGAGGAUGUAGGAGCAGCAAGCUGCAAUUCUUCAGUUGCAGAUGUGCAAGUGAAAAUCUCAGGCUCAAACGUGAUCCUGAAAGUGAUCUCCCACAGAAUUCCAGGUCAAGUCUCAAAGAUAAUCACUGUUCUUGAGAGGCUAUCUUUUCAAGUCCUUCAUCUCAACAUCAGCAGCAUGGAGGAUACAGUCCUAUACCACUUUGUUGUUAAGAUAGGGUUGGAGUGUCAGCUAAGUCUGGAGGAACUAGCAGUGGGAGUACAACAAACUUUCUGCGAUGAGAAGCUGUUAACUAAUGGCACAGUGUGAGAUAUAUAUAUAUAUAUAUAUAUAUAUGAAGCACUUGGAUUUGGUAAGAGACUUGACGAUAUAUAAGUUUAACAAUGUAGCUGUUUCAUCAGGGUUCUUAGUUUAUAUAUAACUUAUAAGAUGCGUCACCCUCCAAUUUAUACGUUUUGAAGU
Messenger RNA from Prosopis cineraria, 751 nucleotides. RefSeq names its product transcription factor MUTE-like. Gene Ontology annotation, cellular component: nucleus. Gene Ontology annotation, biological process: positive regulation of DNA-templated transcription; guard cell differentiation; stomatal complex development. Gene Ontology annotation, molecular function: DNA-binding transcription factor activity; protein dimerization activity. NCBI's taxonomy places the organism in Eukaryota, Viridiplantae, Streptophyta, Magnoliopsida, Fabales, Fabaceae. The coding region runs from base 53 to 598 and encodes 181 amino acids. The record is from RefSeq and is a predicted model, not a curated record. The transcript is spliced from 3 exons.